AUGAUUUCCGCAUCAGCUGUGAACCGUGCAAAGAUGUUGCUGAACCAUCUUCGUUCAUUAUCUACAUCUGCAACCUUAUCAAACAAGAUCAAAGUCAAGAAUCCAAUUGUUGAGAUGGACGGUGAUGAAAUGACAAGAAUCAUAUGGCACAAGAUCAAAGAGGAUUUGAUCCACCCUUAUUUGGACGUUGACUUGAAGUAUUACGACUUGGGAAUUGAGCACCGUGAUGCCACCAAUGAUCAAGUGACUGUUGAUGCUGCUCAUGCAAUCCAGAAAUACGGGGUUGGUGUCAAAUGUGCCACCAUUACACCUGAUGAAGCCAGAGUUAAGGAAUUUAAUUUAAAGAAAAUGUGGGUCUCCCCAAAUGGUACAAUUAGAAAUAUCUUGAAUGGUACUGUUUUCAGAGAAAGUAUUAUUAUUCCAAGUGUGCCUCGUUUUGUUCCCGGAUGGAAGAAGCCAAUCGUUAUUGGAAGACACGCAUUUGGUGACCAGUACAAGGCUACUGACUUGGUUAUUAAGGAACCGGGCACUUUGGAGUUGAGGUUUACUCCUGACAAUGGUGGAGAAACUCAAGUACAGAAGGUUUACCAAUACACCAGUCCUGGUGUUGGCUUGGCCAUGUACAACACCGAUGAAUCGAUUAAUGGUUUUGCUCAUGCAUCUUUCAGAAUGGCCUUGAGUAAAAACUUGCCAUUGUACAUGUCUACCAAGAACACUAUUUUAAAGAAGUACGAUGGUAGGUUCAAGGAUAUUUUCCAAGAGAUUUACGACAAGGAAUAUAAAGAUCAAUUUGAAAAGCAAGGAUUGUGGUAUGAGCAUAGAUUGAUCGAUGAUAUGGUUGCCCAAAUGAUCAAAUCACAAGGUGGUUUCGUUAUGGCUUUGAAGAAUUACGAUGGUGAUGUUCAAUCUGAUAUUGUUGCCCAAGGUUUCGGAUCCCUUGGUUUAAUGACGUCAGUCUUGGUCACACCCGAUGGAUCAGCCUUUGAAUCAGAAGCUGCUCACGGAACUGUCACUAGACAUUUCAGAUUAUACCAACAAGGUAAAGAAACAUCAACUAACUCCAUUGCGUCAAUUUAUGCUUGGACUAGAGGUCUUGCUCAAAGAGGAAGAUUGGACAACACUCCUGAAGUUGUUGAAUUUGCCAACAAGUUGGAGAAAUCCACCAUUGACACCGUUCAAAUUGAUGGAAUCAUGACUAAGGAUUUGGCCUUGACUAUGGGUAAGACCGAUAGAUCUAGUUAUGUAACCACCUUUGAAUUCUUGGAUGCUGUUGCAAAGAGAUUGAAACAAUAA
Molecule: messenger RNA, 1293 nt
Organism: Lodderomyces margitis
Lineage: Eukaryota; Fungi; Ascomycota; Pichiomycetes; Serinales; Debaryomycetaceae
Gene: IDP1
Product: isocitrate dehydrogenase (NADP(+))
Exons: 1
Coding region: 1-1293 (430 amino acids)
Biological process (GO): isocitrate metabolic process
Cellular component (GO): mitochondrion
Molecular function (GO): isocitrate dehydrogenase (NADP+) activity; NAD binding; magnesium ion binding
Source: RefSeq, a predicted model, not a curated record